Molecule: messenger RNA, 2217 nt
Organism: Saccostrea echinata
Lineage: Eukaryota; Metazoa; Mollusca; Bivalvia; Ostreida; Ostreidae
Exons: 1
Coding region: 25-2217 (730 amino acids)
Cellular component (GO): extracellular region
Molecular function (GO): zinc ion binding; neurohypophyseal hormone activity
Source: RefSeq, a predicted model, not a curated record
AAACGCCCUUUAAAGGUGAGGAUAAUGAUGGCCGAAAGUACGUGUAAAGACAAACUUGCUGUCUACAGUUGUCCGAUUUGUUUAGAAAAGAUAAAUGGACCAAAAUGCCUCCCUUGUUUACAUACUUUUUGUGAAAAAUGCCUGCAGACUUUUAUAUCUAGGGCUUCCGUGGGGAAAGAUCCAGAGAAAUUCGACUUUGAGUGUCCUGUAUGCCGUCGUGUCACAGGUCGACCAGAACCAGGGAUUACCGUGGAUGAAUGGGCGAAAUUUUUUCCCACCGACAUAUUGGUCAACUCAUUAAUGGAUUCGAAUGAUAAAGAAAAAGAUCAAUCCUGUGCCAUUUGUCUACGAGAUAACAAAAAAAGUAAGGCGGAGUCUUGGUGCCAUGACUGUGCAGAGGCUAUAUGUAGUUCUUGUAAACAUCUACAUCAAAUAAUUGCUUCACUUCGUAAACACAAAAUUUUAGCAUUAAAUCUUGACGAGAAAGAUGACCAGUUUAAUUUCCCGGAACUGGACGAGCCCUGUCAUUUGCAUCAAGGCAAAUAUGUUGAAGUGUUUUGUUUGGAUCACGAAACUCUUUGCUGCAGCGUUUGCUUUGCAACGCAACAUAGACACUGUGAACAUGUGGAAGCUUUGGAUGAAGUUUCUAAAAAUAUGCCCAAAUCAGUCGUGGAAUGGAAUAUUGACGCUCUUUCAAAAUUAUCAAAGAUUAUAGAAGAAACUGCAGUACACAAGGAAAAUGAAAUAUUGCGCAACAAUGCCAAAAAGGAAGAAAUUCUGAAGAACGUAUCCACAGAAAUUGCGAAUAUUAAAACUAAAUUCGAUGACUUACAGCAACAGUUUGAAAAAUCCUUCCUGAAGAAGCAUGACGAUAUUGAGGAGAAACUCAAACAAUGCAUUUUUGACAUGAAGCAAUACCUCCUAACUGUCAAAAACGGAGGGACCCUUCUUUCUGCAGUUCAAAAGGGAGACUCCAGUAAGCAAACGUUUCUGUGCGCAUUAAAGAUAUUGAGAGAUGUAGACCAACAGUUUGAACAUUACAAAGCAAGAAACGCAGAAGACGAAGAGUACGAUUAUGAACACGAUCACACAACCAUUCUAAAACAGAUUUGUGAGCACGAUAAAAUAGAUGACGUCACAUUGUUAACAAGACCAUCAGGGAAUAUUUGGAGUUUGUCAAAGUAUUUUUCAGCAUUUCCGAUCUUUGAGAACAUGGAUAAAGAAAAGACAUCAGCAAUGUUUGAGAAUUUACAAAACCCCUUUUCUCUAAAAGCAGUGAAAAAAUUGGAAUUUCAGCUUCCUACUCCAGCACAACAAGGCAUAUUUAUAAACAGUGAAACACUUGCAAUGAUUUCUUCGUCAAAUUCCCUGCUAUUCUACAACCUUGCCGAUGGAACUUCAAGGCUAUGUAAUCCUCCUUUGGAAAUAGCAGGAAACCCUUUUUUAAGUUCCGGACAAACAAGAGAUACAUUUUACAUCAGCUGUCUGUCCAAAAUUCGAAAGUUGAAGAUAAAAAACAUAAAAGGCACAACAAGUGCCACUUGUAUCAGAGAAAUAGAUCUAAAGCAGGAUUUUUGCGUUUUUGAUGUAGAUGAGGAACAUAACAGGAUCGUAAUAGCAUCCACAACUCAGGUGACUAUCUUUUCACUUUCCCCUAUAUUAUCAAUUACUAACACAAUCACCUUCCAGAAUCCACAAACGGCUCCUGUACUGGCUCUGUCGAAUACCUGUGACCGGCUUGCUAUUGUGGGAGGAAAUAAUGAGGUGGUUUGUUUUUCAAUCACUGGAGAGGAAAUAUUUCGGCAUCAACAAAAAGAUAAAGACAUCCUUCACUGUUUGUUAUUUGAUCCCAAGAAUAAUAUGUACUCAUUGUAUUGGAAAUAUCCAAGGUGUGAAAACUUUGCUGCAUCAUGUGGUAGCUGUAGGCGCGUAGGGAGUAAUAGAAAAGUUAUAUGUAGAAAUUAUUCUUUAUCUGACAAAGGCGCCGUUUGUAACAAUAGUCGCCAAUUUACUUAUAACAAUUGUGAAAAUUGCGGAGAAACACCAAAUGUACAUCUGAAAAAUGGCGAAGUUCUUCAAAUUGCGCAUGACGGUAGUAGUGGUCGGUGUUUUAUAUCAAAUUGUCCUUUGGGCGAUUUCAUGUUUUUCAAUCAAGCAUAUGAUGAUCUUUUUAAUGCUGAUGGAAUGAAGUGUAUUGUCUAUACGCUUGAUAGCUGA